AUGGCCAGAGCGCCCGAGGAUCAGGGAGCCAACAUGACCGUGAACGAGGAAAUAACCGCGGCGGCCAGCGAGGCCGCGGACGCGGAGGUGGUGGAAGAGGCGGUGGAGCAUCGCCCGGAUAGCACGCCGACCAUGGAAGCUCUACCGGUGCCCGUGGAGCUCCGCCGAGAAGAAAGGACAUCUACAAAUACGCGAGGGAAUGCCGAGAAGCAGAGAAGCAGCGCAUCAAUGACCAAUGCAGCUUUUGCGGCUAUGGUCCACACAAUCCCAAGCACUGCUUCUACCUCCAGGAAGUACCAGACUGCAACUGGGUGCUCAGCUCGGCCCACCCUUCAGCUCAACAUAUUCGUCCCAUGCGUGCGCCGACGCAAGGAGAUUUUGUAA
This is a messenger RNA of Penicillium arizonense, 384 nucleotides long. RefSeq lists its product as uncharacterized. The record is from RefSeq and is a predicted model, not a curated record. Bases 1 to 384 code for a protein of 127 amino acids. NCBI's taxonomy places the organism in Eukaryota, Fungi, Ascomycota, Eurotiomycetes, Eurotiales, Aspergillaceae. The transcript has 2 exons.